Aspergillus pseudonomiae is the source of this 2133-nucleotide messenger RNA. RefSeq names its product putative C6 transcription factor. Gene Ontology annotation, cellular component: nucleus. Bases 1 to 2133 code for a protein of 710 amino acids. The transcript has 5 exons. Gene Ontology annotation, biological process: DNA-templated transcription; positive regulation of transcription from RNA polymerase II promoter by galactose. The record is from RefSeq and is a predicted model, not a curated record. Gene Ontology annotation, molecular function: zinc ion binding; RNA polymerase II cis-regulatory region sequence-specific DNA binding; DNA-binding transcription factor activity, RNA polymerase II-specific. NCBI's taxonomy places the organism in Eukaryota, Fungi, Ascomycota, Eurotiomycetes, Eurotiales, Aspergillaceae.
AUGUAUACGCUUCCUGCCAGGGGUGGUUCUUACGAGGAAAUAUGGCGUGUGAAUCCUAAAGGGGGCCGCAUCUCCAUUAAAGUGUCAACAAAGCCUGACCUAAAAGCGAACGAUGUCAUACAGUUCGAGUAUGAAAUGAAAGGCGACAAGGUCUAUUGGGAUGUCUCAUGUGCUGACCUCCACCUACCCUCUGAGUUUACUACGCGUGGGUUUUCUGUUCAGCCCUCAUCCAAAGACUGCCCCUCCAUCAGCUGUGCUGCUGGUGAUGAGAAGUGUUCUCAGGUUCAUCCGUGGCGUCUUCAGGAAUAUGAACAACUUCGGCAGGACAUGGAAAAGGCCUGGAGGACGUACCUCCCGACAGUUGAUCUGCAAGAAGCACUUCGGACUGUACGAGAGAGCCGCCAGGUAGCUCUGGUAAAUACAAGCCAGGAUAAUAAGCUGAGUACGGAGGUGGAACACCAUACUGAGCAACUCCCGACAAACUUCACCGAACACAGCAAUGCAGAAGACUAUGAAUUUGACGAAUCUCAAGACUUCGAUAACUCAAUCGACGGUAUGGGCUUCUUAACUGCUGAUCCACAUAAAGCUGGAUAUACAGGACCGCAGUCUGGCAUAGCUGCCUUAAAAUUCUUGCAGUCUCUUCCCCUGUACCUUCCACUGAACAGCGUGAACACGCCUUCAUCCUUGGAUGAGGAUGAUUUUCCUGCCGUGCGAUCUCAGUCAACGGCUACAGUUAGCCGUUAUAUUGAUGACUAUUUUGCUCUCUACCAUCCCGCAUAUCCUAUCUUACAUGAAGGGACCUUCCGUGCGCGAAUAUCAGGUGCCCUGGCUAAGCCGCGGGACGGCUCGUGGCCGCUAUUAUAUAACACAGUUCUCGCCAUCGGUGCGUUCGUGGGCGAUUCUAAUGCGACUAAAUGCGACAUCCCUUUUUACAAGGAAGCGCGUAGACACUUAACGAUGGAUGUCCUCGAGAAAGGGUCUUUGAGCUACGUGCAAGCUAUUGUUAUAAUGGCGAAUUACUUGCAAAAACGCAACAAGCCUAACGCGGGGUUUAUUCUUAUCGGCAUCGGCUUCAGCAUGGCUCUCGCUAUAGGCUUGCACCGCGAAUUCGGCAUGCCAAGCACGUCGCCUUUCACCAUGGAGAUCCGCCGCCGUGUUUGGUGGACGCUGUUUGUCUUCGUUUCUGGGGCUCAGUUGACUCUAGGGAGGCCUGCAGUGUCCUUAGUCGGAGUGAACAUUCGCCUCCCGUCAAACUUGGAUGACCAGGAUAUUGCGGUCGAUAUGGAGCAUUUGCCCGAGUGCAAGCCUGGGCCCACUAUCACAUCUGCUCUCAUUGCUCAAGUGAAGCUAGCUAAGAUCGCAAAUGCCGUUCAGGUGGAGCUUCUCACACACCACGUUCCGCGAUAUGAGAAAGCUGUAAAACUCGAAGAGAGUAUUGGGAACUGGUGGAAGGACCUGCCCCCAUAUUUCAACCAAGACGUCAAUCUGGAACCGCACUUGGAGUUGCCCAAGAGGGUCCUUUUAUGGAGGUCGUUUCACCUGCGUAUCGUGCUCAACCGACCCUUUUUAUUCGAAGCUAUAGCUACACGAUCAGCCAUCAGUACAUUGGAGGGCCCGAUCAAGUCGUGCCUCGCUGCAGCUGACGAGUGUGUCACGUCUAUAUGUGGAUUCCUCAAUCAUACGGAUAGUAGAAAAAGAGGUCUGGCGUGGUAUGCGACGUAUUGGUUAAUCACAGCGAGCUUUGUGCAGGCCACUUGCUAUAUCUACAGCCCCACUCAUACUAUGUCUCCGUCAUGGAAGGCACAUCUCCAACAGGCUGUAGAUUGCCUCGAGAGCCUUGGAUCAUCGCAUGACAUGGCCUUCCGCGCACGGAAUGUGUUACAGAAGCUCCUUGGCCCGAAUCCAACAACGGCCUUGUCACGCCCUUCUCGUGCCCUCUGGGCCCCGCCACCCGGUGCUCAAAACCAAGCCAUAUACAACCCGUUAUCGAUGGGGCUAGAGGAUAGCUUUACGUGGUAUCCGCAGGGCAUGUCUAAUGCGGAGCUUCUUGACGCGGCGGGAGGCUUCAUGAUUCAAAAUUUCUUCGAGGGCUCAGAAGGACAUUCAGGAACGAGUCCAUGGAUGCCAAUGUGA